This is a messenger RNA of Chlorella variabilis, 2148 nucleotides long. RefSeq names its product serine hydroxymethyltransferase. Gene Ontology annotation, cellular component: cytoplasm. The coding region runs from base 23 to 1588 and encodes 521 amino acids. Gene Ontology annotation, biological process: L-serine catabolic process; tetrahydrofolate interconversion; folic acid metabolic process. NCBI's taxonomy places the organism in Eukaryota, Viridiplantae, Chlorophyta, Trebouxiophyceae, Chlorellales, Chlorellaceae. The transcript has 19 exons. Gene Ontology annotation, molecular function: zinc ion binding; serine binding; cobalt ion binding. The record is from RefSeq and is a predicted model, not a curated record.
GCUCGAUCAGACCUGUGCAGCCAUGACGCUGCUCCAGGUGGCUCGCUCAGGCCGCAGGGGCCUUGCCGGCCUCAGCAAGACGCUGGGAUCGAGCUCCCGGGCGUUUGCCAGCCAGUUCUCCAGCAAUGAGGAAGACUACAGCAGGUUCUCGGGCGACGCCGCCCGCAAGCACGUCACGUGGCCGCGGGUGCUCAACUCGGGGCUGGCUGAGGUGGACCCGGAGCUGUACGACAUCAUUGAGCACGAGAAGAACAGGCAGUACAAGGGGCUGGAGCUCAUCCCCUCUGAGAACUUUGUGUCGGCCAGCGUGAUGGAGGCUGUGGGGUCGGUCAUGACAAACAAGUAUAGCGAGGGCUACCCAGGCGCCCGCUACUACGGCGGCAACGAAUUCAUCGACCAAGCAGAGCGCCUGUGCCAGAAGCGGGCCCUGGAGGCGUUCCGCCUCGACCCAGCCAAGUGGGGGGUCAACGUGCAGAGCCUGUCGGGCUCGCCCUCCAACUUCCAGGUGUACACCGCCCUGCUCAAGCCUCACGACCGCAUCAUGGCGCUGGACCUGCCGCACGGCGGCCACCUGUCCCACGGCUACCAGACAGACACCAAGAAGAUCUCCGCCACCUCCAUCUUCUUCGAGACCAUGCCGUACCGCCUGGACGAGUCCACCGGCAUCAUCGACUACGACAUGAUGGAGAAGACAGCCACGCUGUUCAGGCCCAAGCUGAUCGUUGCGGGUGCCUCUGCCUACACCCGCCACUACGACUACCCCCGCAUGCGGGCGGUGGCGGGUGAGCCCAGCUGGCGGCCGGCCGGUGCAGCACUGGUAUUUGGCUCUGGGCAGCGGCAGCGUUGGGCAGUGCCAGCACACGUCGUGACCACCACCACCCACAAGAGCCUGCGGGGUCCGCGCGGCGCCAUGAUCUUCUACCGCAAGGGCCAGAAGGGCACCGACAAGAAGGGCAACCCCAUCAUGUACGACCUGGAGACCCCCAUCAACUUUGCCGUCUUCCCGGGGCUGCAGGCAAGCGCGGGGCGCGGCGGCCCCCACAACCACACCAUCUCUGGCCUGGCCUGCGCUCUCAAGCAGGCGACCACACCCGAGUUCAAGGCGUACCAGGAGCAGGUGCUGCGCAACAGCCAGGCGCUGGCCAAGGGCCUGCAGCAGCGCGGCUUUGCCCUCGUGUCGGGCGGCACCGACAACCACAUCGUGCUGGCAGACCUGCGGCCCAAGGGCGUGGACGGCUCCCGCGUGGAGCGUGUGCUGGAGCUGGCCCACAUUGCAGCAAACAAGAACACCGUGCCAGGCGACGUGAGCGCCAUGGUGCCCGGCGGCCUGCGCAUGGGCUCCCCCGCCCUCACCUCCCGCGGCUUCAUCGAGCCCGACUUUGAGCAGGUGGCGCAGUUUGUGGACAGGGCGGUGCAGAUUGCCGCCGACCUCAAGAAGAGCAGCGGGCCCAAGCUCAAGGACUUCCGGGAGGCGCUGGAGAAGGAGGAGCCCGUCGCGCUGGGCGCGCUGCGGCGGGAGGUCGAGGACUUUGCCAAGCAGUUCCCCACGGUGGGCUUUGAGAAGGCAACCAUGCGGUAUAAGGACUGAGCCGGUGGUACCGCAGCAUGCGGCACAAGGCCUGAGCAGCCGGAUGCGGGAGCCCCUUCUGGAGGGCAGCGCCCCGGGCCCCUGCACGGGACGGCUUGCCUCAGAGCAGCAGCAGCAGCAGCAGCAGCAUGCGCCGGUGCGGACAGCCCGGCUUGCAUCGCGGAGAGACACGCACCCCACACCACAUCAGCACACACAUUUAUUGGGCACGCCCACGCUGGCACGGCCUGUGCGUCCGAGCCGCCCGCCUCAUCUCGCCCUGCACCACUUUUUGCCCCACUUGUCCAUUUGAUUUCCUUGGAUUUUUAUCCCAAUCCCGGAAACCGCCCAUCAGCACACAGGUCGAGCAGUCUCGGGGCCCGGCAGCGGCGCAUGGCGGCGGCCAGAAGGCUGCCGGGCUGCGCCCCCGCCGGCCCCUGCCGGCCAACCACCCAACGCCAUGUCCCCUCACCACACCCCACGUGUUAUGCAUCCAUGUUGCUAUUUCGGUCAAGAAAGACACCUGUCGGCCCCCAUGCCGUUUGGGCCUCCGCUGGCACCAUGUAAUGCAUGCAAGGGUU